CCCCGACAGCCGCAGCCACAGCCACAGCCACCACAGCGACAGCGACAGCCCCUUCUGUCCCCUCCUCCCAGCUGCACGCAGCCCCGCCAGCCAUGUUCUCAGAUGUCUGGCGGGACCCCACACAUGUCUGGAGGGAUCCCGCACUCAUACCACCGCCACCAUAUACGCGUCAGCAGCACCCACCGCAGCAACAGCAGCCUCCUGUGGCUGCCACAAGGGCUGCCGAUGAGCAGCAGGUGGCUGCGCAGAGUGACGAUACCGACCAGCUGGGUCUGGACAGGGUGGGCUGGGGCAAAGCAAAGCAACGGGCGGCGAUCGAUCCAAUCCCUUCGCACUGAUGUCUGUGUGUGUGUGUGUGUGGUGCUGUUUGUUUGUGACGCAGGAGCGUGCGCGUCAGUUGGUGGAGCGGCUGCGAGCCACUGGGGAGGAGCGGUUCGCACAGUCCAAGUUCGUCAGCUUUGUGGACAAAGUGGCCAAGGGCGACAUCAACUUCAGACAAAACAAGGCAGGCCGACCACCAACACAAUCCAAUCCAAUCCACCAACACGCUUACUGGUGUGUGAAAUCAAAUCAGGUUGUUGACCGAGAGGGCCGGGAGGUGGACUGGGACGAGCUGUACGCCUCACAGCCGUCACCACACCACCAACAGCCGCUGGAAGAGUCCCUCAACGACGCAUGGGACAACGCACUCAACGAGGUACGCACCAUGUGACUCAGCCUGUCGCCAAUGCAUUCCAUUCAUUUCUCCUCAUUGUGUGUGUGUGGUGUGUUGUUUCAGUUUGUGGCCAAGGGUCCGGAGGAGAUGCAGCAGAUGUGGCGGGAGCUGGUGCAGGCCAACGAGGACGGCACCGCGGCCGACGGCGACACCAGGCAGGAGGCGCAAAAACUCGAGGACUUUUUCGAAAAGACAUGGCAGAGCUUCAAGCCGCCCGAGGAUAUGGGUCAGUCAGUGAGUCACUGACCAGCAAACACAUUAUGGGCAUUCAUUGUUGCUGUGCCCUUGCUGUGUCAGAGUCGCUGUGGCGGGAGGUGGAGGCGAAAGAGGCCUCCCCCGAGCAGCCACAGUACCAGUUCCAGCCCAACAACCCCUACACCAACAUGCCGUCCCCCCUGCAGCUGGCGCAGGAGCACCUGCAGGCGGGCCGCACCGAUGAGGCCAUACUGGCGUUGGAGGGUGAGGUCUCUCAGAACCCCGAGAGCAGCGAGGGCUGGCGGCUGCUGGGUCAGCUGCACGCCGAGAACGACCAGGACGUGGAGGCCAUCUACUGCCUCAAGAAGGGACACGAGGUCGACCCCUAUAACCUCGACAGCCUCCUGGCAUUGGGGGUGUCGUGCACUAACGAGUUGGAUGCGCCGCAGGCACUCAGGUCAACAGACAGACAGACAGACAGACAAAUUGGGAGGCGUCUGUACCCAGCUAUCUAUCCAUUGUGCGUGUGGGGGGCGUGUGUGGUUCUGCGGUUGGUGAUGCGAUGCAGUCACCUGAAGACAUGGCUGGCAAAUCACGAGGAGUUCCAGAGCCUUGACGGCGUCACGGUAAGCACCAGAAGCACCCACACUCCCAGCCACCAACCCAUCCACUCAUGUGUGUGUUGUGCUUGACUGAUCAGGCCCCCACGCCCCCGCUGAGCGAUUUUCUUGCUGUCAAGCAGCAGGUGGCCUCCCUCUUCACGCGUGCGGCGGCCAUGAGUUCAGUCGUCAACAGCCCCGCCCUCACCGAUGUGCACGUGGCUUUGGGGGUCGUCCACACCAUCGACCGCAACUUCGAGGCCGCCAUCCACCACUUCGCUGAGGCACUCAAGGCCAGGUCAGACAGACAGCUGAGCACCCCAAUGGAUGGAUGGUAUAGUUGUCAUUGGAUGGAUGGAUGGAUUUAGGCCGAAGGACUACUCUCUGUGGAACAAACUGGGUGCGACUUUGGCGAAUUCGGGCCACUCCGAGGCCUCCUUGGCAGCGUACCACCAGGCGCUUGCGCUGAAGCCCAACUACACCCGGGGCUGGUCCAACCUGGCCAUCGCACACGCCAACCUCGGUGGGCUUGAUACACACAGCCAUGCCAUGGAGACAGGGGAAGGAACGAUGAGAUGAGUGUGUGUAUCUCUCGGGUCGGGUGUGUGUCAGAUCACUAUGAGGAUGCGAUUCGGUUUUACUUGACGGCGCUGUCGCUCAACGGGAAGGCCAAGCACAUAUGGCACUACAUUCACACCGCUCUCCUGCACCAAGGUCCGUCAGUUUGACAGCGCAGCGGGGGGAGAGAACUUGUGGUUGUCCCAUGCAUGUCAUCCUUUAGGUCGUUAUGACCUGCUGACGGCUGUCGAGCAGCAGAGCGUCCCAGCCCUUGCCACACACUUCCCCGUAAGCAGUGACACAAACGCGUCAAUCACACCACACACACAGGCCAACAGCAGCAACGUGUGUGGUUGUGUGUCGUUGCUGCCAGGGUGUGGUGAGUCGUGAUGCGCUGCCGCCUCCCUCCUCCGAGCCGCCAGAGGACAGCAAGCUGGUGCUCUCGCGCAUAUACGCCUCACUGGCACACGGAUAAUGAGACGACACUUGCGCAUUUCUUCCAUGUCCAUCUGUGGUUCGGUUGGUCGGUAAUCGCAAUUUUUUCGUGCUGUAUGGUGCGUGCGUGAGGGUUUUUCAGAGGCAGGCGGACCGUCAGAUGGUUCGUUCGUGUGCGCCUAUUGCUGAUGCCGUUCGUUGAGGGUGUGUGUUGCGUGAGUGUUCAUAGCCAUGACGCGGACACGUACGUUCCAAACGAGUCCGUCGAAUAAGUC
Molecule: messenger RNA, 2777 nt
Organism: Vitrella brassicaformis
Lineage: Eukaryota; Vitrellaceae
Source: the annotation of a GenBank genome assembly